AUGGCCGACAAAGAACUCACCUUCGCCGAGGUCUCCGAGCACACCUCCAAGAAGGACCUCUACCUCGUCGUCCACGACAAGGUCUACGAUUGCUCUUCGUUUGUUGACGAGCACCCUGGUGGUGAGGAGGUCCUCCUCGACGUCGGCGGUCAAGACUCAACAGAAGCCUUCGAGGAUGUCGGCCACAGCGACGAAGCCCGCGAAUUGCUCGAAGGCAUGUACGUCGGGAAGUUGAAGAGAAUGCCCGGCGACCCAGCCCCCAGCACCCACGGCAGCUCUUCCUCGUCCUCGUCCAGCGCCAGCUCGGGCUCUGGUCUCGGCGUCGGUCUGUACGCGUUCCUCUUGCUCGGUGGUGCGAUUGCCUACGGUACCUAUCAGUAUCUGCAGAAUGCCGCUGCUGCUGAAAACCAGCAGUGA
Messenger RNA from Aspergillus ruber CBS 135680, 417 nucleotides. Its product is annotated as cytochrome b5-like heme/steroid binding domain-containing protein. Bases 1 to 417 code for a protein of 138 amino acids. The transcript is spliced from 3 exons. The record is from RefSeq and is a predicted model, not a curated record. Gene Ontology annotation, cellular component: intracellular membrane-bounded organelle; endoplasmic reticulum membrane. Gene Ontology annotation, biological process: sterol biosynthetic process. NCBI's taxonomy places the organism in Eukaryota, Fungi, Ascomycota, Eurotiomycetes, Eurotiales, Aspergillaceae. Gene Ontology annotation, molecular function: heme binding.